AUGGCGUCUGUGGACUAUGAUGAAGUCACGGCGUUCCUCGGGGAAUGGGGCCCGUUUCAGCUCAGCAUCUUCUUCCUGCUCAGCCUCAGCAUUGUGCCGAACGGAUUCUCCGGCAUGGUCAUGGUCUUCCUCGCCGACACGCCUGAGUUCCACUGCAGGUCGACGCACCUGAACGCGAGCGCCGGGAACGCGAGCGGGGCGGAGACGGAGAUGGGUGCGCGCGACUCCACCACCGACGGCUGCACCGUGCCGCGCCUGAACGUCAGCGGCGGCGGGGAGCCGUGUGAGAGCGGCUGGGAGUACAGCACCGAGCGGUACCGCGACACCAUAGUCACCGAGUGGAACCUGGUUUGUGGAGACGCCUGGAAGGUUCCCUUCACUCUGUCCAUCUUCUUCGUGGGAGUCCUGAGCGGCUCGUUCAUAUCCGGGGAAUUGUCUGACAGGUUUGGACGUAAGACGGUCCUGUUCGCCACCAUGGGCACUCAGCUGGUGUGCAGUCUGAUCCAGGUGGUCUCAGUCAACUGGGAGAUGUUCCUUGUUUUCUUCUGUCUAACUGGCUUCGGGCAGAACUCCAACUACAUGGCGGCCUUUGUGUUAGGGUCAGAGCUGCUGGGGAAGAACUUGCGUCUGGUGUACUCUGUGAUGGGAGUGUGUGUGUUUUACGCAAUUGGUUAUGCUCUCGUUCCUUUAUUUGCCUAUUUUUUGAGGAGUUGGAGGAUCCUGCUCUUGUCCCUCUCACUGCCUUUGCUGCUCUACAUCCCCCUCUGGUGGUUUAUUCCAGAGUCUCCACGCUGGCUGCUGUCUAAAGGCCGUGUCCAGGAGGCAGAGGACAUCCUCAGAGCAGCGGCCAGGAAAAAUGGCAUCACCGCACCCGAGGUUAUAUUCAAGGAUUCACAACUGAUUAAAUCUGAGUCAGGAAGUCCUGGCGCCUCUUACACGUACAUGGAUCUGAUCAGGACUCAGAAGAUAAGGAGUUUAACGAUGCUGAACAGUGUUGUCUGGUUCACCACCACCAUCAGCUACUUUGGCCUGUGUCUGAGCACCCCUAACAUGAACGGAGACCCGUACCUGAACUGUCUGUUCUCGGCUCUGACCGAGGUGGCUGCGUACGUGCUGACGUGGCUCCUGAUCAAGGUGGUGCCGAGGCGGGCGCUCAUUACUGGUCCACUGCUGGGCGGCGGCAUCGUCCUGCUGCUUAUCCCGGCCGUCCCUCCAGAUUACGGCACCAUGACGGUGGUCCUGGCCAUGGUGGGGAAGCUCGGGGUCACGGCAGCUUUCUCCGUCCUCUACAUCUCGACGGCUGAGCAGUUCCCCACGGUUGUGCGUGGGAUGGGGAUGGGAGUCUGCAGCAUGUUCUCCAAGAUUGGCAGCACCAUCUCUCCGUUUUUCCCUUACUUCAGUUUCUACAGUCAGGUUCUACCCUACAUUCUGAUGGGAGUGCUGACUCUGAUCGCCGGGCUGCUAAGUAUUCUCAUGCCAGAGACGAAAGGCAUUCCCCUCCCUGAGGCUCUCUCACAAGUACAGAGUCUAAACUGGUGCUGUGGCUGGUGUAGGAAUCGUCGGCAUGGCGAUAAAACACAGGAGAUUCUGGCAACAAAGAUGUGAUCGGAGAAUCCCGGUGUAGCAACGUGCAAUUUCUGAUACUUGACCUUUAUACAAAUGGCAUUUUAUUUAGUACUUAAUAGGUUUACACUACCAUUGAUCAUCUGUUGAUUGCAGUUUUUAUUGCAGCAGUUUUAGUCAUUUAUUCACAGAUUUGCACAUUUUAAUAUACGCUGUCUGGCCAAAAAACAUUUCACAGACACUAAGAUCAUGUUCGACUUUCCUUAGUUUUGAUCAUGCCAUGUGAUGUGAUGUAAUUUAUUGAUAAAAAUGAUUCCUUCAAUGAGUCAUGGAAUAUGCCUGUGCUAUCAGGGUAGAAAAAAAGCAGAUGCGAUAACCUGGUCAUUUACAGUAGUACAUUCAGGUCGUCAGCUGACUCUAUUUUACUGCCACGUUUCUGAGUCUAGACCUGACCGACUGAAGCAACCCUAGAACAUAACACUACCUCCAGAGGCUUGAAAUACUUUAUGUAUCACGGGUGCAUCACUUCACAUGCUUCGUUUCUUAUCCUGACACACCCAUCACUCUGGCAUAGGGUCAAAUCAUUAUGCUCCUUAGCAAACUAAGUUUGUUUUACUUGUUUGAUACAGGCCAGUAACUAGACCCUCCUGAAGUAGAGACAUUUUUGUUCUUCCCUGGCCAGACAGUGUAUAUUCAUUUAUAAUUAUGCAAAUGUUUUUCAAGGAGAAUAAUUAAAAUAUUUUUCUAUGUGUGAGUAUUUUUAUUGUGCUGGUGUCAUGUGGAAAAACUGAUUACCUACAGUAAAUGGACACAUUGAUAAAAUGUAGUCAAUACUCCAAAUGAAGUCAUUUUGUUUUCAGAUCUACACCCAAGUGUCAUGAACUCUAGGAUUCAGAUUGUGUUGACAGAAAUGUAUCUGGAGGACUUCUGACCAUGUGAACCUGCUGUGUCUCCAGUUUAAUAUUUUUUGUAAUAAAUAUCAGAAGACUUUAGAAUGAUGAUGAUGUAUAUUUUGUUGCAAUUUCUUUUUAAGUGUUUACCACUUAAAGAAACAUUUUGAUGAAAAGUAAAUUUACAGUUUCCUA
This is a messenger RNA of Clarias gariepinus (North African catfish), 2648 nucleotides long. RefSeq names its product organic cation/carnitine transporter 2-like. Lineage: Eukaryota; Metazoa; Chordata; Actinopteri; Siluriformes; Clariidae. Gene Ontology annotation, molecular function: transmembrane transporter activity. The record is from RefSeq and is a predicted model, not a curated record. Gene Ontology annotation, biological process: transmembrane transport. Gene Ontology annotation, cellular component: membrane. Bases 1 to 1605 code for a protein of 534 amino acids. The transcript has 10 exons.